Fomitiporia mediterranea MF3/22 is the source of this 636-nucleotide messenger RNA. RefSeq names its product Isochorismatase hydrolase. Bases 1 to 636 code for a protein of 211 amino acids. Lineage: Eukaryota; Fungi; Basidiomycota; Agaricomycetes; Hymenochaetales; Hymenochaetaceae. The transcript is spliced from 6 exons. The record is from RefSeq and is a predicted model, not a curated record.
AUGCCAUCCAAAGUUAAUAGACUAUUGCCAGGUCACACUAUAUUCUUUGUUCUGGAUCUCCAAACACGGUUCCGUCCUGCUAUUUACCAAUUCGAUCAUGUCGUAUCUGUAGCAAAUAAAAUGUUCAAGGUUGCAAAGCUGUUAGACAUCCCCGUCAUUGUAUCUGAACAGAAUCCAUCGAAACUUGGGAAGUCAGUAGAAACUUUAAACUUCAAUCUCCUUGGCCAAUUGCAUCGCAAGACCAUUGAGAAGAGCCUCUUCUCUCUCGUGACUCCAGAACUAGAUGCCAUAAUGAAAUCCAUGGAAUAUGCCCAUAUUAAAUCAGUCGUCCUCAUGGGUAUUGAGUCCCAUAUAUGCGUACUACAGACGGCUUUCGACUUGCUAGAUCGGGAUUUCAGCGUCCACGUACUUGCUGAUGGAGUUUCCAGCUGCAAUAAAGAGGAGGUUCCUCUAGCAUUAGAACGAAUGAGACAGGCAAAUGUCCAUGUCACCACAAGUGAAAGUGCUAUUUAUCAGCUCAUAGCCGACGCAGGAAAGCCAGAAUUCAAAGCGUUUGCUCAAAUUGUCAAGGAGGAGUCCGAUUCGAACCAGAAAGCUUUGCAAGUACUUCCUGGUACCUCAUUAUCGAAUAAAUAA